Molecule: messenger RNA, 3585 nt
Organism: Rotaria sordida
Lineage: Eukaryota; Metazoa; Rotifera; Eurotatoria; Philodinida; Philodinidae
Source: the annotation of a GenBank genome assembly
AUGCCAACCCGUUCAAAUUAUAAUCAAUCAUCAUUAUCAUCAAAUCAACCAAUUAUGAAUAAUAAUAAUUUAAAUCAAUUAUCAACAAUUAAUUCAACAAAUACAAAUGUUGAUAUAAUGUCUUAUAUAGGAAAACUUUUAACUAUAAAUCAAUAUCAAGUUAUUGUUGAAGAUAUUCUUGGACAAGGUGGUUUUGCAUUUGUUUUUCUUGUUCGAUCAUUAAAUCAACAACGUUAUGCACUUAAAAGAAUGUAUGUUAAUAAUGAACGUGAUUUAAUUGUUUGUCAACGUGAAAUAUCUAUAUUAAAAGAAUUUUCAUCACAUACAAAUAUUGUUAAAUAUGUUGAUUCAUCUAUACAACGUUUAUCAUCACAAUCAAAUAUACAACGAAAACCUUUAUCUAAUGAUGAUGAUGAUGAUGAUGAUGAUGAUGAUAAUGAACAGGAUGCUAUUUAUGAAAUACUUUUAUUAACUGAAUAUUGUUCAAAUGGAGCAUUAGUUACUCGUCUAAAUGAACAACGUAUCAAUGGUAUACUAUUAAAUGAACGUCAAAUUUUACGUAUAUUUGCCGAUAUUUGUAAUGCUGUAAGUGCAUUACAUUAUCGUCGUCCUCAACCAAUAUUACAUCGUGAUAUUAAAUUAGAAAAUAUUCUUAUUGAUUCUCAUCAAUCUUUUGUUCUAUGUGAUUUUGGUUCCGCUAUUAUGCUUUCAUCAUCAACAACAAAUAAUUAUCAACAAUAUCAAACAAAUCAAUUAACUACAACUAUUAUACAACAACUUGAAGAAGAAAUUCAACGUUAUACAACAUUAUCUUAUCGUGCACCAGAAAUGAUCGAUCUAUAUAGUCGUUUACCGAUUACAUUAAAAGUUGAUAUAUGGGCAAUGGGAUGUCUAUUAUAUAAACUUAUGUUUAAUACAAUGCCAUUUGGUGAUAGUAUUUUAGCUAUACAAAAUGGAACAUUUAUUAUACCAGAUGAUAUGUCACAAGUUUAUAGUCGAGAUUUAAAUAAAUUCGUUCGAUUUAUGUUAGAAAUAGAUAUUAACAAACGACCAGAUAUUUGGCAGGUCUCUUAUAUAACAUAUAAAUUACUUGGUAUCGAAUGUCCGAUUUCAAAUCGAUAUCAAUCAAAAAUUCCCGAUUUAAAUACAGUACCAAUGCCAUUAACAGAAAGUGAAUCUCGUCAUCAACGGACAAUGGCUUCAGUAAAUGCGAAGUCAACAGUAACGAAUACUUCCGAUGAAAUAUCUACUCUUGGAACAGCCGUUAAUCCACGUGAACGUCCACGUGGUAUUAUAGCAUCAUCUGGUUCUUUGAUUAAUUUUAAUCAAACAACACAAAAAUCAACAACUGUUGUUGCUCCGCCACCACCACCUGCACCACCACCAACUCUAAUUCCAGUCCCUCUACCCGUAUCUACUCAAGUUCGACCUUCUCAUCAACGAUCAGGUUCAGCCGUUCAAUUAAUGUUUGACGAUGAUUUUUCACAAUUUCCAAGUCAUACUCUUAGUUUAACUAAUAUUCCAAAUAUGACAACAACAACAACAGCAACAACAACACCAAAAAUAACAUCAACACUUGAACGAAAUGUUUCUCGUGCACGACCAUCACCACCACCAUCAUUAUCUUCAUCAUCUGGUCUUGUUUUUCAACAACAAUCAUUUCCUCCUCCACCUUCUACUUGUUCAUCAAGUAAUACGCAAUUAACAAGUUCAUCGACAAUUCAUCAUCAACAUCGACGUAGUGCAUCUCAAACAAUGAGUCCAACUAAUAAUCCGCCUUCUUUUCUACAUGCCUCUUCUGUUGAAUCUAAUUUAUCAUUUGAUCGUCGACAUUCAAUUGAUUCAUCAGUCAAACAACAACCGGAACAAUCAGUACUUUUUAUUGGUGAAGCAUCUGAUGAUGAUGAUGAUGCAUUAACAACAAAUUUAAAUAAAUUAAAAGUUCAUAAUCAUUCAACAGAAAAUGUUAAAUCACGAGAAAGUCUUAUUUUAAAUGAAGAUGAUCGUUUAUUUGCUAAAACAUAUACUAUUAAUUCACAAUUAAAAUCUGAUGAUGAACAAUCAUCUUCAUCAUUAUCACAAGAUAAUGAAAAUAAUGAUAAAAUAAAUAAGAAAAACAAGAAAAAAUCUCAAAUACAAAUAACACCAUUACGUUCCGGUCAUCAUCCAUCGACAGAAGAAGCAGACAAAAGUAUAUCAUCUCCUAGUACAACGAAUAAAAAUCUUGUUAAACGUUUAAUUGAACGUUGUUCUCUUCAACAACAACAACAACAACAAGACGAACCUACUGCAUCUUCAACACCUUAUAAACGUAAAGAUUCUAUGACACUUUCCAAUGAACAUCCUAUUUCUAUGAAUGAUCAAUCGGACAAUGAAACUGAUUCUGAUGAUGAUGAUGAUGAAAAAGAUGAUGACAAUAAUAAUAAUAGCAAUAAUGUCGGAUUUGAUCAACUUAUUAAUGAAGAUUCUGAUGAUGAUGCACCUAUUCAAGCAAUACAUACAAAUAAAACUAAUGUUGGAAGUAGUCGUUUUAUGACAACACGUCAUAAAGAACAACAAUAUGAACAUUUUCAAAAUUCUGAUGAUGAUGAUGAUAAUCGUAACCAUAAUAAUGAAAUAAACUGUUCUACAACAAAAAUUUCUUCUCAUCCAACUACAAAAUUAUUUAAUCUCUUUACAACAAAUUCAAAAACAAACCCAUCUAAUGAUUCAAAACGUAUUGUAAAUGAGCAUAAUAAUCAAACAAAUUCUUCUUUUAUUGAUAAUGAUAAUCCAUUUCUUCAUGCACCUUUUCAUUAUUCUCAUCGUUCACCAACACAUAAACCUGUAACACAAUCAUCAUUAUUAACUACUCAGGCUGAUACAAUAACUACUGCAAAUAUAAAUUUAUUUGAUCCAAUUGGUAUUGUCGUUGGAAAAAGACUUAGUGCAUUUGCUCCUUAUCAUAGACAAGAACCAAAUUCUAUUACUAAUGUAACUGAUUCAACAUCAUCAAUAUAUAAUUUCAGUUUAUCAAAACAAAAAAUUCCACAUUCAGAAUCUUAUCCUCCCGGUAGUAGUAGUAAUAUUACUACAACUACAACUAGUACAACAACAACAACAAAUCCAAAUAAUCAAUCAUCAAUAUCAAAAGAUGUUUUUAUAAAUGCACCAUUUAAAACAAAAAUAACACCUAAACAACAAAAUAUAAUGACAACAAAUAAAACUAAUACAAUAUCACCAUCAUCAUCUCAAUCAACUUCAUCAUCAAAUUCACAAUUAAUUGAUUUUACUGUUCCAUCACAAACAAUUGUUGAUUCAACAUUAAAAGAACAAUUACAAUUAUCACCUACACGUCGUCCCGUUGGUUCAGCUGGUUUAGCAACAAAUUUUAGUACAUUUAAAACAACAAAUAAUAAAUAUUAUUUUCAUUCUGAACAUAUUAAUAAUGAUGGACAUUCAUCAAGUGAAGAAUUAACAACAUCAUCAUCAAGACGAAAACGUCAUAGAAAAAAGAAAUCUUCAAUUAACACCGGACAUGAUUCACAACAACAUGCAUAUGCUAAUUUAUCUUUUAAUGAUGCUAUUGUCGACGAAUUACUUUAA